AGGGGGAGUCCCGGCGGCGGGAUGAGGCCGGGCUGAGCGAUGUGCGAGCAGGCAGCGCGCUACUGCCGGGCCGGGGUGCAGAAGCUGCUGCGGAAGCCGGCGCCGGCGCUGCGCGGGCUGGACGGGCUGCUGCGCUGGGCGGCGGGCAGGAUGGGCGACAAGGGCCUCGCCGACAGGGAACUGCUCGCCCCGGGCGCCGCCGCCCAGAGGAAGGGCACCUCCGUCAUCCUCGAUAUUUUCAGAAGAGCUGACAAAAAUGAUGAUGGGAAGCUGUCCCUGGAGGAGUUCCAGGCCUUCUUUUCUGAUGGGACACUCAAUGAAGAAGAACUUGAGAAGCUCUUUCAUACCAUUGACUCAGACAACACCAACAAUGUGGACACCAAGGAGCUGUGUGACUAUUUUGUUGACCAUAUGGGAGACUAUGAAGAUGUUUUGGCCUCCCUGGAGAUGCUGAACCUCUCCAUCCUGAAGGCCAUGGACUACACCAAACGGGUGUACGAGAGUGGCAGCAACGUGGACCAGUUCGUGACCCGCUUCCUGCUGAAGGAGACGGCGAACCAGACCCAGUCCCUGCUGAGCUCUGUGGAGAGUGCUGUGGAUGCCAUCGAUGAGCAAACCAACCCCAACAGGCACUACCCCAGCAAGGAUGGUCACGGCCUGAGUGACACCUGGUAUGACAACCCCGUGCCCAGCUACUCUCCCACCACCUGGAUGGUCCCCAGGGAGCAAGGAAAGAGCUUCCAAACUGGUUCCCCCGACACCAAGGCAGAGGGGCUGGAGGGGCAGAUCAACAGGCUGGCCAAGCUGAUCGGCAAGCUGGAGGACAAGACCCUCUGGUUUGACCUGCACCAGCGGCUGUCGGACAGCGAGAGCACGGCUUGCACGUACCUGCUCCUGGUGCGGAAUGAGAUGACGGUGUCACACAAGCACCUGGGCGAGUUCUGCAGCUCCCUGAAGCAGUACCUGAAGAGUGUGGCCGGCGAGCGGGACUGCUUCCAUGUCACCGCAGUGAAACUGCCUGAUGGGGUCACCUUCAUCGUCUAUGAGUUCUGGGAGACUGAGGAGGACUGGAAGAGGCACCUGCAGAGUGCCACCUGCAAGGGCUUCCAGCACGUCAAGGUGGACACGCUCAGCCAGCCUGAGGCCAUCUCCAGUGUGGCCGUUCCAGCUGCCUGGUGCACCCUGAGCCGAGAGUGACCGUCAGUGCUGGGGACCCGCCAGCACCUGUCCCCUGUGCGGGGUGGCCGUGACUGGGGGAGGCGUCAGUGUGACCUGGCUGCAGUGAAGGAAACUCCCGUGUGUGUGUCCCCCACCCCAGAGAGUCCUCCCUCAGCUACCCCAUCACCUGGGUCAUCUC
Messenger RNA from Poecile atricapillus (Black-capped chickadee), 1357 nucleotides. It is a transcript of the gene NECAB2, whose product is annotated as N-terminal EF-hand calcium binding protein 2. Gene Ontology annotation, molecular function: calcium ion binding. The record is from RefSeq and is a predicted model, not a curated record. Gene Ontology annotation, cellular component: cytoplasm. The coding region runs from base 40 to 1197 and encodes 385 amino acids. The transcript has 13 exons. Lineage: Eukaryota; Metazoa; Chordata; Aves; Passeriformes; Paridae. Gene Ontology annotation, biological process: regulation of amyloid precursor protein biosynthetic process.